Messenger RNA from Saccoglossus kowalevskii, 630 nucleotides. Its product is annotated as beta-lactamase domain-containing protein 2-like. Lineage: Eukaryota; Metazoa; Hemichordata; Enteropneusta; Harrimaniidae. The record is from RefSeq and is a predicted model, not a curated record.
AAAAUGAAUGGGGAGGAAUACAGAUCAACAGAGAUUCCAGGGUUCAAUGGCAUUGGUUCGGCAAGAUCGAUAGCAAAACUACUAAAUAUACUAGUUAACGGUGGGAAAUUCGAGGGGAAAACCCUGGUAUCGCCGAGAGUAUUAUUAAAUCUCACAACGUGCGGUGAGGAAGCGUUUGACGAAAUCUUAUUGGAUAAGGCGAAAUGGUGCACUGGUAUGAUGUCACAUCCGGUUCUACAAGAGAUUCCAAUGAAUCGCGUGAUAGGCCACAGUGGAUUUGGUGGACAAGAAGCCUACUUCGAUUUAGACAAUGACCUUUCAUUUGCAUACACAACAACGACGUUAUCACCGUCAGACUUUGGUAAAGACAAGAGAUACGUCUCGCUAUUACGAGCAACGUACAACAGCAUUGGACGGACCCCAGCUCUGUAGAUUACUCUCACGAAAAACAGCUUUGCUAGCAAUGGAAAAAAAUGAUAUGUUACACUAGAAGCAUGCUUACAUGUCAACCUAUCGAAUGGUUAAACUUUUUUGAAGACCUAUACCGUAACAUUUUACUAAGACUACAUCUUAGUGAGCUGAUGUAAUGUAUGUUGGAUGUUCCUACUGUAAGCAUUCAAUACGAAGUGG